CCCGGCGCCCGCGGAGCCGCCCACUUCGCCGGGUCGGGCCCGACGGCGGGAGCUUGGAUGCGUCGGCGCCCGCCGAGCCGGGGCGGACGCGGGGCGGCCCGCGCCGGGAGGACGCGCCGGGAGCCCUGGCACCGCAGCGGCCGCAGGAUGGCUGAGGCUAUUGGCUGUACUCUGGACUGUAGUUGCCAAAGUUUCAAACCUGGGAAAAUAAACCACCGUCAGUGUGAGCAGUGCAAACAUGGAUGGGUAGCCCAUGCUCUAAGUAAGCUGAGGAUCCCUGCUGUGUAUCCAACAAGCCAGGUAGAGAUUGUCCAGUCCAAUGUGGUGUUUGAUAUUAGCAGCCUCAUGCUCUAUGGGACCCAGGCCAUCCCUGUUCGCCUGAAAAUCCUACUUGACCGACUCUUCAGUGUAUUGAAGCAAGAUGAGGUUCUCCAGAUCCUCCAUGCCUUGGACUGGACCCUUCAGGAUUACAUCCGUGGAUAUGUGCUACAGGAUGCAUCAGGAAAAGUGCUGGAUCACUGGAGCAUCAUGACCACUGAGGAGGAAGUGGCCACCUUGCAACAGUUUCUUCGUUUUGGAGAGACCAAGUCCAUAGUUGAACUCAUGGCAAUUCAAGAGAAAGAAGAGCAAUCCAUCAUCAUACCACCUUCUACAACAAAUGUAGAUAUCAGGGCUUUCAUCGAGAGCUGCACCCACAGGAGUUCUAGUCUCCCCACUCCUGUGGACAAAGGAAACCCCAGCAGUAUACACCCCUUUGAGAACUUCAUAAGCAACAUGACUUUCAUGCUGCCUUUCCAGUUCUUCAACCCUCUGCCUCCACUGAUAGGGUCACUGCCUGAUCAAUAUAUGCUGGAGCAGGGUCAGGACCAAAGUCAGGACCCCAAACAGGAAAUCCAUGGGCCCUUCCCUGAUAGCAGUUUCUUAACUUCCACACCAUUUCAGGUUGACAAAGAUCAGUGUUUAAACUGCCCAGAUGCUGUUACUAAAAAAGAAGACAAUACCCAUUUAAGUGACUCCAGCUCAUACAACAUUGUGGCUAAGCUUGAAAGGACACGGUUGUCCCCUGAGGCCAAGGUGAAGCCUGAGAGGAAUAGCCUCAGCACAAAGAAGGGCCGGGUGUUCUGCACUGCAUGUGAGAAGACCUUCUAUGACAAAGGCACCCUCAAGAUCCACUACAACGCUGUCCACCUGAAGAUCAAGCAUAAGUGCACCAUCGAAGGGUGUAACAUGGUGUUCAGCUCCCUAAGGAGCCGGAACCGCCACAGUGCCAACCCCAACCCUCGGCUGCACAUGCCAAUGAACAGAAAUAACCGAGACAAAGAUCUCAGGAACAGCCUGAACCUGGCAAGCUCUGAGAACUACAAGCGCCCAGGUUUCACGGUGACAUCACCGGACUGUAGGCCUCUUCCCAGCUACCCUGGGUCAGGGGAGGAUUCCAGAAGCCAGCCUGCUUUCCCAAACAUUGUCCAGAAUGGUGUGCUCUUUCCCAACCUGAAGACAGUCCAGCCAGUCCUUCCUUUCUACCGCAGUCCAGCCACGCCCGCUGAGCUGGCAAACACACCUGGGAUGCUGCCUUCUCUUCCUCUGUUGUCCUCUUCAAUCCCAGAACAGCUGGUUUCAAACGAAAUGACAUUCGAUGCCCUUCCCAAGAAGAAAUCCCGGAAGUCCAGUAUGCCUAUCAAAAUAGAGAAGGAAGCUGUGGAAAUAGCUGAGAAGAGGCACAGCCUCAGCUCAGAUGAAGACCUGCCCCUGCAGGUGGUCAGUGAAGAUGAGCCGGAGGCCUGCAGCCCUCAGUCAGACAGAGCAUUUGAGGAGCAGCACAUGCAGUCAGGAAACUUAGGGAAGCCUCUUCCUGAAGAAGAGAGGCCCUGCCAUCUUGAAUCAGUGAUUGAGUCCAGUAGAGCCAUCAGCCGAACCCCUGAGCAGACCACACACAACUCAGAGAGAGGGACUGAACAGAUGCCGGCAUUGAUCAUGGUGCCAAGAGAGGUGGAGGAUGGUGGCCUUGAACAUCACUUUUCACCUGGGAUAGAGCCCCGAGUUCCUUUUUCUGACUACAUGGAACUGCAGCAACGCCUGCUGGCUGGAGGACUCUUCGGUGCUUUGUCCAACAGGGGAAUGGCUUUUCCUUGUCUCGAAGAGUCUAAAGAACUGGAGCACAUGGGUCAGCAUGCAUUAAUGAGGCAGAAGGAAGAAAAUCACUUCCAGUGUGACAUCUGCAAGAAGACCUUUAAAAAUGCUUGCAGUGUGAAAAUGCACCACAAGAAUAUACAUGCCAAAGAAACGCACGCAUGCACGGUGGAGGGCUGCAAUGCCACCUUCCCUUCCCGCAGGAGCAGAGACAGACAUAGUUCAAACCUAAACCUCCACCAAAAAGCUUUGACCCAAGAGGCACUGGAGAGCAGUGGAGACCAUUUCCGUGCAGCUUACCUUCUGAAAGAUGUGGCUAAGGAGGCCUAUCAGGAUGUGGCUUUCACACAGCAAGCCUCCCAGACAUCUGUCAUCUUCAAGGGAACGAGUCGAAUGGGCAGUCUGGUUUACCCAAUAACCCAGGUCCACGGUGCCAGCCUGGAGAACUACAGCUCUGGCCCCCUGAGUGAGGGAACCAUCCUGGAUUUGAGCACUACCUCGAGCAUGAAGUCGGAGAGCAGCAGCCAUUCCUCCUGGGACUCUGACGGGGCUAGUGAGGAGGGCACCGUGCUCAUGGAUGACAGCGAUGGGAACUGUGAAGGGCCGAGCCUUGUCCCUGGGGAGGACGAGUACCCCAUCUGUGUGCUGAUGGAGAAGGCCGACCAGAGCCUCGCCAGCCUGCACUCUGGCUUGCCCAUAACCUGUCACCUCUGCCGAAAGACAUACAGUAACAAAGGGACCUUUAGGGCCCACUACAAAACAGUGCACCUCCGCCAGCUCCACAAAUGCAAAGUGCCGGGCUGCAACACCAUGUUUUCAUCUGUUCGCAGUCGAAACAGACACAGCCAGAAUCCCAACCUGCACAAAAGCCUGGUCUUGUCUCCCGCUCACCCCCAGUAACAAGAUGGCAGACCAAGUAUGCUCUGAUCAGCCUGUGUCAUGAUUCAGGAAUAAGGCAGUCCAAAGCAAUGUUUCUGACUAGUACUGUUUGGGGCAAGCCAGGCAAAAAGUGUUUGAUUUGGCUUUAUAGUUUUCUACAGCAGGAUAAGCAGAAGACAAGCCUUGCAGGAAGUUGACACUUGGGCUGCCAUUCCUAUUAUUAUUUUUCUUAGCCCAAGAGGUUUUUCACUGACAUAAGGAAAACUUGCAGAAAUGUGGUUUUUCCCAGAUUUGUUUACAUGUUCCCUGAGAGAGCAGAUCAUGGGGGGGGGGGCAGGACCUGGGGGACAGCUUCACAUGAGGCUUGCAAUGUUAAGGGUCUUGGGGAAGAAGUGUCCUAGGGAAGAAGACUGUCACCACAGGCAAGAUGCCAGUCCAAAGAUUUCAUUUUCAGUCCUUCUCUAAUGACUCGGCAAAAUCCAGGCUUGAGUUUGGGAAAGUGACUUUAUACAAUCCUUCCAUUUGAGGUGGGUAAUUGUCUUCCCCUCCCUCUCUGGCCAAAGGUCUCGUAUGUUACCCCAGGGAGUUCUCAGAGGAGAUGGUUGGCCUCUGACACAUUCCUUGUUAAUUCUUGUCUGAUAACACUUGUUCAGGAAGCUGGGGGAAAAUAUCUCCUGCACUUAAAAAUAGCGGUCUUCAAUUUAAUUUAAACUGAUUUUGAAAAUAAUUUGUGCCAAUGUGAUUAUUUGGUGUGAGUGUAGACAUGUCACAGUGUCACCUCUGGAUCUCUGCUCUGAAGCAGAACAAGUGAUGACUUAAACUACAAAAACACUGCUCGUUCUCAUUUGGUGAGCUUUGAAGUCUGUUCAUUAUGAUCCCCUGUGGAAUUAAUGCAAGCAUGAAUCUGGCAGAACCAUUUGUAUAUAUUAUGCCAAAGCGUUUGGAGAAUGUGGUUCUGAUGGUGGUUAUGUAUUUUCAGUAUCACUGGAUCCCUCAGUCUUCCCCCUUUUAUAAAUGUGUAAGAUUAAGAUGAACUUUCAGAUUUACUUUGUAGGAAGAAAAGUAGGAUAUUAUUGUCAUACUGUAUUUCUUAAUAUUUAACUUAUUCUGAAAUAUAUUCCACACUGUUAUACACAUUUGCCAUUAUAGUAAGACCCAAAGUGUAAUCAGCCCUGUGGAACUAGACCAUCUCCUAAAAUUCAGCAUUUACAGCAUUCCAAAAGCCUGCAUAGGUAUAAAGAAAUUGAUUUUGUAUUCAGAGUUCAAGUUAACCAUCUAAAACUCAUUGUUGAUUUAAGUAAAAAAUAUUGUUAAAGAAAACUGAGGGUUAUAAGAGAUAUUAUUCCUCUGUCCUAAAGAUGAAAAAAGCCAACGACCUACUAAUUAUUUCAAGUUUUUUUUUAUGUUUAAAUAAAUGUGAUGACUUAAAACUUGUCUCUGUUUAAAGCAAGAUGUAUCUUUCAACUGUUUUGUUACCCAGCUGUUUAAUAUUCCAGUUUCCCCAAAGUGGAAAAAUUUGUAUACAAAUGUUUUCUAUGAUUUAAUAAAGUUAAAUGGCAUAC
Microcebus murinus (gray mouse lemur) is the source of this 4571-nucleotide messenger RNA. RefSeq names its product basonuclin zinc finger protein 1 (gene BNC1). The record is from RefSeq and is a predicted model, not a curated record. Gene Ontology annotation, biological process: regulation of transcription by RNA polymerase I. NCBI's taxonomy places the organism in Eukaryota, Metazoa, Chordata, Mammalia, Primates, Cheirogaleidae. Gene Ontology annotation, cellular component: nucleus.